Molecule: messenger RNA, 216 nt
Organism: Colletotrichum graminicola M1.001
Lineage: Eukaryota; Fungi; Ascomycota; Sordariomycetes; Glomerellales; Glomerellaceae
Exons: 2
Coding region: 1-216 (71 amino acids)
Source: RefSeq, a predicted model, not a curated record
AUGCAUCAUAAAAUCUUGUCCCUAAAGCUGGUCCCGGCACCAGCAGCAGGGAAUUUCGGUGCCGCCAUCUGUGCCCCGAAGGACGCGGAAGCCAAGAGUUUGUACCGCGAGUACGGCUGGCCGAGCGCAUUUAGAAAGGAGGACUUUCUCCGGGCUGCCGUGCCAGUGCGCGCGGCCAUCAAGAAUGAUCAGAACGCUUGGUCAGACGAGGAUUGA